Megalops cyprinoides (Indo-Pacific tarpon) is the source of this 1816-nucleotide messenger RNA. RefSeq names its product potassium voltage-gated channel subfamily C member 1-like. Lineage: Eukaryota; Metazoa; Chordata; Actinopteri; Elopiformes; Megalopidae. Gene Ontology annotation, biological process: protein homooligomerization; potassium ion transmembrane transport. The coding region runs from base 122 to 1495 and encodes 457 amino acids. The transcript is spliced from 2 exons. Gene Ontology annotation, cellular component: neuronal cell body membrane; axon; dendrite membrane. Gene Ontology annotation, molecular function: protein binding; delayed rectifier potassium channel activity. The record is from RefSeq and is a predicted model, not a curated record.
GCAAAAUCUCAUUCCACUUGAUGCUGAUACUUUGCUGAACAUUGAAGUCGUGCCUGAAACUUUCGCUUUUAACCGUGUUCACUCAGUUCCUACAGCAAAUCUGAUACCCCCAUUUAAACCUAUGCUAAAGGAAGAGAUGGCCAGAAGCGAAGACAGAGAAAAGAUAGUCAUUAAUGUUGGCGGUACACGGCACGAAACAUUCAGGAGCACACUUCAGACUCUCCCAGGUACCCGCCUGGCCAAUUUAUGCACUUCUAGCUCUAACAACAAGGAACUGGAAAACGAGAUGUUCUUCGACCGCCACCCAGGUAUAUUCGUCCACAUACUGAACUAUUACAGGACCGGGAAGCUCCACCGCCCGGCCGAUGUUUGCGGGGGCCAGUUUGAGGAGGAGCUGGCUUUCUGGGGGAUUGAUGAGGUAGACAUGGAGGCCUGCUGUUGGGUAAAAUACUGCCAGCACAGGGACACAAAGGCUGCUCUUCACCAACUAGGGCCCCCCCAUCUGGAGGACGUGCGACGGGACAGAGGGGGUCCGGCGACUUUCGGCAUUGAGGAUGGCCAGAACAGAUCGCAGAACUUCGGAAUGUGGCAACAGAAGAUAUGGGCUCUUCUCGAUGAUCCACAGUCCUCCGGAGUUGCAAUGGCAGUUGGGGUCUUGUCCCUCAUAAUCAUCGUAGUCUCCAUCAUCAACAUGUGCCUGGAGACAUAUCAGCACUUCCAUGGUUUGGAGCACCGCUAUCACCUGUGGAAUGAGACCGAGCUCUGGGAGACCAUGUCGUUCAAGAGCACACCGGCGUUCACCAUAGUGGAGGCCGUCUGCACGGCGCUGUUCACCCUUGAAUUCCUAGGGCGCUUCAUCUGCUGCCCGAACAAGCUCCUCUUCAUCCGGGACCCGCUCAACAUCGUCGACUUUGUGGCCCUCUUGCCUCUCUACCUGGAAGCGGGUCUCGGCGGCCUCUCGGGAAGGAGUGCGCUGGACUUGCUUCGGGUGGUGCGCUUUGUGCGCCUCCUGCGGAUCUUCAAGGUGACGCAGCACGUCGCUCCUCUGCAGAUCCUCCACCACACCCUACGGUCCAGCCUCCCCGACAUCUGCUUCCUCUUCUCUUUGCUGGCGCUGGCCUCGUUCAUGUUCGGCAGCUUGACCCUAUAUGCCGAGGGCCUUACCACUGAUUUUGAUGACACCCAAUUCCGUACCAUUUCCGAUGGCGCUUGGUUUGCAGUGAUAUCCCUGACCACCAUUGGAUACGGGGACGUGUACCCCGUAUCCAGGCAGGGUAAGAUAGCAGCAGCUGUAUGUGCUAUGUUUGGUGUGUUGGCGUUUGCCUUACCAGUGCCUGCCAUGGUAAACAACUAUAAGAAAUACCACACUUUGGUUGUGGCCAAGUUACACAUGAGAAAACGACAGCAAAAUCCCAACCUGAGAGCCCCAGUCGAGUUGUCCCCUGGGGAUCUGGACAGACCAGAGCCGUACGCAGCCUCUUUCGGGCCAUAUUGAACCUGCCACAGGCAAAGCAUCAGCCUUCCAUGUAAAAUGUGUCCUAAAAUCAGGAAGCCACCAAAACGUCAUCAGGUGGGGGUUCCUGAUUAUUAAUUGGGUGUCCAUAGUAGUGAAAGAUAAAUGGCAUUGUUCCUCCAGUGUAGGCUGGGUUCUGUCGGCCACGAUUCUGGCAACAUGUAUAACACCUAUGGCUUGCUUAGAUGAUAUUGGGCAGAUAAUCUUAUGUCUCUCCCAUAUGGUCUAGCGGUUAGGAUUUCUGGUUUUCGCCCGGGUUCAACUCCCGGUAUGGGAAGGAAUUUUUGGGCAGCAAUGUAGCAU